Molecule: messenger RNA, 1053 nt
Organism: Aedes aegypti (yellow fever mosquito)
Lineage: Eukaryota; Metazoa; Arthropoda; Insecta; Diptera; Culicidae
Exons: 2
Coding region: 154-981 (275 amino acids)
Source: RefSeq, a predicted model, not a curated record
CAUUCGCAUAGAGCAGCCGGAGAUUACAGGUGACCUUGGACGGUGUAUAAAUACGAAGAACUGGUUAAGAUUUACUUGGAGUCCACUUCAGUCUAUACAGAGUGUAACGUCACAAGAAGGAUCCACCAAUAACAAGUGGGAAGAAAAGGCAGCAUGAUGAAGGUGGUGGCCUUUUGCUUGAUCGUUUUCGGAUUGUCAUGUGUAUUUGGACAAUCCACGCCUUCCAGCAUUGACACCAGCACCAACAGUGUGGACGACAUUUAUUCACUUGACGACGAGGAUUUCAAGCUUUGGAUUGCGGGAAGAAAUCCCAAAGCAUGGGAAACUAGUACUCGUCGUGUUAGCACAUCAUCACAAAGUUCAACUUCUGAAGAUACUCGAUUAUUGGGACAGUCAGACUCAUUUGAUCCACCAACGACGUCUCAACAGGAAAUCACUUCUACAUCAAAACCAACUCACGAAACUACACCAAAGACAGAUAUCAGUUCUAAAUCCGAAGGCUAUUUAUAUCCUCGUCCCGGAAAUCUCCAAGAUUGGCUUCAAUCUAACAUGCUUCAGUCACAUCAAAUCAACAAUCAAUUGAUGACAGAUGUUAGUGCACUUCCUUAUCCUCCCAGAUAUGUUGGAUCCAUUCCCGAUUGCAUUCCAGCUAGUGAAGCCUUCAAAUUUCGUCCGGCUUCGGCUUCUUUCCAAACGUUGGCAACCAUUCAUCGAUUCCAUGAUAAUACACCCUCCCAGCAGUUGCCCUUUCCAGGAAGCUCACACCAUGGAGAUGCGUUUUUGAGCCAGAAUCAAAAUCAUCCGAAACCACCACAGCAGCAACAACAACAACAACCCGUGAAAUUAUCGGCCACAGCUGUACAGCAACAAGGUCAUCGAAUUUCGGAGUUUCAUGGUAAUCCGCUCUUUUUCCACCCACCACCGGUAAAGUUUGUACCUGCUGCCAUUGAAGCACCGCCGUUGGUGUACGGUUAUUACUGAAAUAAGCGUGCUUGUUUUGUUUUCUUGGAGACUGAUAUUUAAAUCACUUGUUGAAUAAAGGUAUGACAAUAG